UUUGUAGGUACUAUUUGUUCACAAAUACAGUGGCUACAUGGAGGUUGAAGCUACAAUCACCAUCUCUCUUAGUUAUUUCCUUUCAACAGCAACCAUGAUCUACGCCCAACACCUAUCCCUCGGGUUUCCGGAGCUGCCAAUUGAUCUUAAGUAUCCUGGAGUCGGGAUAUUUUUUAUCGGAAUAACUGGAAAUUUUUACCACCAUUACCUACUCGCAAAACUGAGGGCUAAGGGGGACAAAGAGUAUAAGGUUCCCCAUGGUGGUCUGUUUGGUCUGGUAAUAUGUCCUCACUAUCUCUUUGAGAUUUUAGGGUUUGUAGGAGUCUCAUGCAUUUCUCAAACAGCUUAUUCCUUCUCCUUCACUCUUGGAACGAUUUGCUACUUAAUCGGGAGGAGUAUUGCCACCCGAAAAUGGUACAUUUCCAAGUUCGAAGAUUUUCCUCGGGAUGUCAAGGCUCUCAUUCCAUACAUUUUUUAGAUGAUGGUAUAGCCGAAUAUCAAUUCAAUCUAAACUUCAUAGGGAUAUGGAUAGUUAUAAAAACUUUUACAUCUCUAUACAAGUUAAACUUGCACGUGCUUAUAUGCUUUAAGAUGACACUUUUGCCUUGCUAAUAGAAUAGAUUCCA
Molecule: messenger RNA, 626 nt
Organism: Ilex paraguariensis (yerba mate)
Lineage: Eukaryota; Viridiplantae; Streptophyta; Magnoliopsida; Aquifoliales; Aquifoliaceae
Source: the annotation of a GenBank genome assembly